This is a messenger RNA of Branchiostoma floridae (Florida lancelet), 8391 nucleotides long. Its product is annotated as transcriptional regulator ATRX-like. Gene Ontology annotation, cellular component: nucleus. Gene Ontology annotation, molecular function: ATP-dependent chromatin remodeler activity; ATP hydrolysis activity; ATP binding. NCBI's taxonomy places the organism in Eukaryota, Metazoa, Chordata, Leptocardii, Amphioxiformes, Branchiostomatidae. The record is from RefSeq and is a predicted model, not a curated record.
UCCUGACAUUCGAAAUUUGCAUAUUUACGUGACGUGAGUCUAGACUGAAAACCCACAGGGGGAGCGGGAGUGUUCAGUAAAACAGGAAGGUACCAUCAACUAUUUGUAAAAUAAGUCAAAUUUGCAGUUUUCUGUAAGGAAUCCAUCCAGCUUUCACAAUGAGAUUUUCUUCAAAUGCGGCCACCAUGUUCUUCCUCGGCUAGGACCGACAAAUAUGGCAGAGAAAGGAAAGUCCAGGGGAUUCAACCUUGACUCUAUAGUGCAGAAGCUUCAGGAGGAGGGCUCACCCCCAGCAACACCUUUGUCAGGGACAGACACCGACCAACCGUCCACCUCCACAAGCACCAUGGUUAAAACUGGUGCAUCGCGAAGGAAACCUGCGAAGGUGGUACGACAGGUGGCCUCGGACGAGGAGUCAAACCCACCUGAUGCAGAAAGCAAUGAUGACAUCGAAUCAUCAGUUAGUCAAGGUAUACAGAGUGCCAAGAUAGAAGACAGUACAAACAAUGCCGAUGCUGUCCUUGAAGCAAUGAGGAAAGCUUCGAAAGACCAGCAGGAUGUGAAGGAAGAAAAGAAAGACGCGCCUGUAGUUAAAACAAAGACACCCCCUGCCACGCCCAGGUCAAAGGGCAGCAAGGAUGCAUCUCCUGAAGAGCUGCCUGAAGGUACAGUAAUUGUGCAACCCGAGGCAGUUCUUGAUGACCGGGGUUUGUUCAGAGGGCCUGAGUUUAGUAGGAAGCAUAAGAGAGAAGCAGAAGCUGGCGCCACGCCCUCUGCAAAGAUCACAGGAUUGGAUGACGUUGGUAGUAUGGACCAGAUUUAUCACUGCACAUCGUGUGGUGGGCAGAUCUUCCCAUCUCUACCUGGUACCUGUAAGCGUCACCCAGCCUUGAAGGUCCUCAUCUGUAAGCGGUGCUAUAACUACUACUGCAGCGACAACUUUGACAAGGAUGAGAAUGGAAUAGACGAGCAGUGCAGGUGGUGUGCAGAAGGUGGCAACUUGCUUUGCUGUGACUUCUGCACCAAUGCUUUCUGUAAGGCCUGCAUCAAGCGUAACCUGGGACGCAGGGAGCUCACCGAAAUCAACGAGUCGGACGAGUGGCGAUGCUACAUUUGCGAUCCGUUCCACUUGUCUGACCUCAUUGCCGCGUGCAACCAGGUGAUGGAGGUUAGCGAACAGGAGAGACAGAAGCAGAAACGCAUCAAUAAAGUCAAGAAAGAAGAAGCAGCAAAGAAGCAACAGGAGAAGGGGAAGGAAUCUCAAGAUGAUUCGGACGAUGUUCAGGUGGUGUCUGAAAUCAAAGGAACCAAACCGGUGCCAGUUGAGGUUAAAAGAUCUCCUCAGCCAAUGACUUUGCCUUUUGAUCCUUCGAAAAGGAUGACGUUGGCCCAGAUUAGACAGCUGCCACCAGAACAGCAACAGCUGAUGCUAAAUCGGCCAGACAGAAGGCUAGGAAGGCGACAACCCGGUACACCAGUUGUUGGCCAACCACAGCCAGCAAUGUCUAGGACAACUGUUAGCCAACCAGUUGUUUACGUUUCUCCAGUAGUACCUUCUGCUCCAGCAAACGUUGUCAGAUCUCCCAGUGUUGUUGUGUCACCGGACUUUUCUGCCAUGUCCCACAACAUUCUCACCUCUGUGCUCCACAUGCACACAUUUCUGGAAUCUCUCCAACAGAGACAUGCUUACCUUACCGGACAGAAUUCUACUAAAACCAACUACAUUGUUAUCAACCAGGCCCAACCUGUUCUGACUGACCUCUUGAAACAGCAGUUAAGAAAGGCACAACCUCUGAUCACUAGUGCAGUACAGAAGAUAUCUACAAUUCAGAAGGUGGCGCAAGAGCUUCUGGACCAAGAUCCACAAGGCAUUCCUGUGGUUCCUAUCGGAGUAGUAAGUGCUAAUCAACUCGCAAACAGCACAUCUAAUAACGAUACACCAGACUCGGCGUCUGGCUCAGCUGAUGUGGAUCUAACAGAAGGAGAUGUCCAGCCUGUACAGAAUGGUGUAGCUGGAGAUGAUGGAGAUGAGGAAGCUGUAGAUGAGGGAGAUGACAAAGCCACCAAAGACAAUGACGUUCAAGAUGAAGAUUCUAAGGCCACAAAGCGCAAGCUGUCCUAUGAGAACAAAAGUGAAGAUGCCAAACGUAGCAAGCAGGGUGGAGACACCUCAGCAGAUGAUGCUGAGAGUGCCACAGACAAGGACGGUGAGAAAAGACAUCUUCGAGGAAAGGGGAAGGCGGACAGGACUGAAGAAGAUGUUGAAUCAGAAGCAGCCCUGAAAGCGGCAAUGAUGGACGAAUCCACUGAAAUUGAGAGUGAAUCAGAAAAUGAUAACAGUGAUGAAGAGUAUUCACCAUCAAAACGGAGAAGUAAGAGCAACUCGGAGACUCCAAAUUCUACAAAGAGAUUAAGAGUACAGAAAACCACUCCGAAGCGGGCCAGUCGAACUAGCCUGACAUCAGACGAAGAUGAAACAUCUGAAGGUAACAACAAAAGACGGUCCCUCCGUAGCAGGAAGCAAGAAGCAGACAGCACCACCAAGUCACCUCGGAAAGGAAAGAAAAAGGGAAAGGAUGAUUCAGACCUGUCAGACACAGACAAGGAAAUAUCUGAACUAGAAAAGAAAGCUCUUCAGAGUAAAGGCUCAUCGAAAAAGAAGACCAAAGGGGAUGAUUCAGAGGAAGAAGAAGACGAAGAAGAAAAGGAAGAGAAGAAGGGGAAAAGUGCUAAAAAAGAGAAGAAAGGUGGAAAGAAAGAAAAGAAGGAAAGAAAGAAAAAGUCUGCCAAAGAUGACUCUAGUUCCUCAGAUGGGAACAGUUCAGGUGAUGAUGAUGAUGAUGCUGGCGGUGAUGAUGACGAAGAGGGUUACCAUAGUGAGGACAUGUUUGCAGAGGGAGAUGGGGAAUUAAACGAUGCAGGCGCCUGUAAUGAAGAUACAGAUGAUGAGAACCCUGAAAAUGCAGCUGCUAAAAAGAAGCUGUUGGCUGAUAUGGAUGACGAUGAGGGAGACUCUAGUUCAGAAAACUCUGACUCAGCCAAAAAGAAAGAGAAGAAAACCAGAAAGAAGAAAGAGGUGGCAGAGAAGAAGUCUGAGGAAGAAAAAAGUGGUACAGAUGAGGAUGAGGAAGAAGUGACGCCAAAGAAGAAAUCAAGAAAGCAGCAUCCCCUUCUUCGCAUCAGACUGGAGUCCAGCGACUCAGAUGGGAGCAAGAAGCCAAGCAAGAAAAGGAAACGUGCAGCAAGUAAGAAGAGUAGCCAAAGUAGUGGCAGUGGCUCAAAGUCAAGUGGAAGUGAAGAUGGUUCGUCCACUGCUGGUGUCAGUCGUCGCACAAGGAGUAAGAAAACAGUUUCAGACACAGACAAUGGUAGGAGUUACAAGAAAGGAAAAGGCAAGAAGAAGAGAAGACGAAUAAAGAUUGAUGACUCAGAUUCCGAAGGUUCAGAACAGUUGUCAGGCUCAGGUUCUGAGCUGGAAAGAAAGAAGAAGAAGGAGAGCCGGAAAAAGAUCCGAAGGGUGUGGGAUGACAAGAAACUGAAGGAUGAGACCAAGCAGGCUGCCAAAGCUGAAGAAGAGAGGCGGAAGCGCCUGGCAAGCAGACAGGAGGAAGGCGAGGUGGAGCAGGUGGAAAUAGACGAGACUUCUCCGGUGAAGUGCCCCAUCACUACCCGCCUGGUCCUUGAGAAGGACCCCAAAACUAAGGAGCCAGUGAUAGAAGUGGACAGACAACUUUGCCGCAAGCUGAAGCCUCACCAGGUGGAAGGUGUUCGCUUUCUAUGGGACUCCUUGUACGAAACAGUGGAGAAGGGCAACAAGGAAGAAGGUUCUGGGGCUAUCCUGGCACACUGUAUGGGGCUGGGAAAAACACUGCAGGUUGUUACCCUAGUUCAUACGGCGAUUUCUUCUGACGCCCUCCCCGACGUGAGGACCUGUCUGGUGGUGUGUCCCAUCAACACAGUCCUCAACUGGAAGAAAGAGUUUGAGAUGUGGCUCGAUGAGGAGGACCAACUAGAUGUGUGGGAACUUGCCAGUAUUGUGUCGAACCAGACCAGGAAGUACACGCUGGAGUCGUGGCAGAGAGAGGGCGGGGUGAUGCUGAUGGGCUAUGACAUGUACAGGAACCUGUCCACUGGGAAGCGCAUCAAGAGCAAGAAGAUACGGGAGUCCUUCCACAAGACCCUUGUCGAUCCAGGUCCAGACUUGGUGGUGUGUGACGAGGGCCACAUCCUGAAGAACGAAGCUACGGCGAUCUCCAAAGCCAUGAAUGACAUCAAGUCCAAGAGGAGGAUUGUUCUCACAGGAACACCACUGCAGAAUAAUCUGGUUGAAUACCAUUGCAUGGUGAACUUUGUGAAGCCCAACCUGCUUGGUACCAAGAAGGAAUUCUGUAAUCGCUUCGCCAACCCAAUAAACAACGGCCAGGCCUCGGACUCCACACAGUACGAUGUGAAAUUGAUGAAGAGAAGAGCUCACAUUCUCCACCAGCUGCUAGCUGGCUGUGUACAGAGAAGGGACUAUUCAGCCCUGACCAAGUUCCUGUCUCCAAAGUACGAGUAUGUGAUCAAGGUUCGGCUGAGUCCGCUGCAGGUCCAGCUGUACGAGCACUUCCUGAACAACGCCACGCGUGCGGAGAACAUCGCUCAGCGCGUAAAAACAAGCAGCCUCUUCGCAGACUACCAGAGCCUGAUGCGUGUGUGGACUCACCCAUGGGUGCUGAGACUCAACACCAUCCGGGAGGAAAACAGGGUCAGAUACCAUGAUGAUGACUCCAUGGAUGAGUUCAUAGAUGAUGAUGAAAGUGAAGGAAGUGAAAGUGUGGCAUCAAGGACAGGUACCGACGACAACAGCAGUGCCAGUGCCAGGCCUAGAAGGAGGAGAGGAAGUGGAAGUGAUGAUGGAGGCAGCAGUGAUGAGAGCAGGGAUGAAGUCGUCAACUCCUGGAAGACCAGGUCCAGAUGUGGGAACGGGAACGACCCAGGAGCAUCCACAUCCGCAGCUGCUGAUGCUGCUGACAAUGUGAUCAGACGGGACCCAGAAAGAAACGAGUGGUUUGGACAGUUCCUGAAGGAUGAGCACAAGACUGAGAUCGAGCUGAGUGGCAAGCUGGUCCUGCUGUUCAACAUCCUCAAACAGGCGGAGGAGCUGGGGGACAAAGUCCUUGUAUUCAGUCAGAGCCUCCUGUCCCUGGACCUGAUAGAAGACUUCCUAGAAUAUCUGGAUGGCCUGGCACAGAGCGAGGACCCCAAGGCUGACGAGUGGAUGAACGGGAAGUACGGCUGGGGCAGGAACCUGGACUACUUCCGCAUGGACGGCUCCACCAGCGCCGCACUCCGCGAGAGAUGGGCGGAAAUCUUCAACUCUCCUGACAAUGAAAGGGCACGCCUGUUCCUGAUCUCCACCCGAGCCGGCGGGCUGGGGAUCAACCUCGUGGGCGCCAACAGGGUCAUCAUCUUCGACGCGUCCUGGAACCCCAGCCACGACGUGCAGUCCAUCUUCCGUGUCUACAGAUUCGGGCAGGGCAAGCCUGUAUUUGUCUACAGAUUCCUGGCACAGGGUACAAUGGAGGAGAAGAUCUAUGACCGACAGGUGACCAAACAGUCCCUGGCAGCCCGUGUGGUGGACGAACACCAGAUCGAGAGACACUUCACCAUGGGGGAGCUAGCAGAGCUCUACAACUUCACCCCCGACAGGCUGGACGAUCCCAACAGAAAAGAGAGACCCACACCCAAGCUACCAGUGGACCUGAUUCUGGCUGACCUGCUGCAGAGCCAGAAGGACUGUAUAGUGGACUAUCACGAGCACGACUCACUCCUGGAGAACCAGGAGGACCAGACUCUCACUGAGGAGGAGCGCAAGGCAGCGUGGGAGGAGUACGAAAACGAGAAGAAGCCAGCUGAACAACUUCCAGAUGGAACAGAGGAUGAGAGAGAUGCAGGCUGCCAUACAAGCUGGACAUCAGGUAGCCGGCACAUCGUUAUACGCUUACAAUUAUGGUCAACAGCUGGGUGUCCAGAUGGACAACAUGAACCGUCAGAUCAACGUGGAGAGAUCCCGCCCCCAACCUCAGGCGGUCAUGUCUCUGGCGGAGAUCAUUCUAGAUCAGCAAAAGCGGUACCCCCACCUGUCACGUGAUGCCUUGGCGCAGAGAGCGGUGUAUAUCCAGGAACAGCAGAAGAGACAGGUGCAGAUGCACGAGGAGAGAAUGGCUGCCAUCCGUCGUUACGAGGCCCUUUGUAACCAACAGCGUGCAACAGUACAAGCUUUGGUCCAUCCACAGAAAGCCUCAGGCGACCGUUCUAAAAUACUAGCUUCAUUCAUAGCAGAAACUGACGGAUUAAAGCACCAGGGACCCGCUAAGUCUGUAGCAGCCAUGCUGGCAGGUGGUGCAAAUAUGCAACUGCCAACUCCCAAGCCAGCCAAGCCGGGGACGCUUGCUGCUAUGAUUCAGGAAAGCAGACGCAACGGGAGUGCAAAUAUGCAGCAACCCUCGGGAAGCAGAGCUGAUGACGAUGCAAUCAUCAUUCUGGACUCCCCUGAUAAAAACUGAACAUCUUAAAGCUUAUUUUCUUCUCACAUAGAUGUUCUAGUAGUACAUUAGAUUACAACGGAUUUGAAGGACGGUAUUCUGCACAUAGUACUACUGUAUGUUAUCCGAUCAGUGUCAAUCUUCAAGUCUUGAUGUUGUUGAGAGUCUUAGCCCUUGUGAUGCUGUGUACAUGUCAGACAUCAGGACUAGCAGUCUUGUAUAGUACAGAACCGUGUUAUUGAUGAUGUAACCAUGCUAUUUCAAUAACUGUACUCAACUUGAGUAAAGGAUGAACAGAAUUGUGAAAGUUUCUACCCUCUAAACCACAAGAGUUAAGAUUCACAGUGAUCCACUAGCAGACAUGUGUACAUAAUUAUAUGAUAUACAUGUACAUUGAUUUUAGUGUCACUUGUUGUAGUUUUAAUGUCCGAUUGACAAGUAAGCAUUAAGAUUUGUAUCAACCAGUAAUUGUAUUGCUCAAACAUCUCAAAGUAGUAUCAUAAAAGAAAUAAAAGGAGCUGUCAGGUAUUGUAGGUGUUAUUGACAUGUUCUGUUAGUUUUGUAUGAAAAAAUAUCAAGUAUUUAUGGCAGGUUCUUGUGUUUUUAAAAGUCUUGCAAGUUCAACAUGUUGAUUCUCAGUUGCAAAUCAUUAAUCAAUGAGAAAGUUGUGUUGUUUCCAAGAUGGAGCCUGUGCAGUAUGAUGAGACCCCCCCAUCCAAGAAAACCACAGGAAUCAUACCUGCUGAAAAACAAGUUUGAAAUUUUAUCAACUGUAUUAAUAUACUAAUCAAUGACUUUUAUUUUUAUUUCUUGACACCACCAAUUGAAUUGAUGAAAUGUAUACAUAAUAUUAGUAUUCAAUUGCCCGUUUUGUUUUUCUAGAUCACUGUAUCAUACAGGGUAAACCAUGUUGACUGACUCAAAAUCCUAGUACGACUGUUAUCUUUGGAGUGAAUAGCAUAGCAUAGGAAAAGAUACCAAGGGACCACACUUGUGCAAGUGCCAAGUUAGCAUUAGGCUCGCAUUAACAUACGAAGGCCCCCUUUCCACUAGACUGAGUGGCCAUACAGUAACCAAAAUGUACGUAUGUGAACUCUUGAUUUCAUAGUUUGAAAAUGACACUUAGUAGACAACAAAAUUUGGAAAAAUUCCCUCUUUAUCUAUGAAGGCUUCAUGUGGAAAGGGGGUGUAAACAACUGAUUGAAAUGCAUCAGCCUCUCAAAACUUCUUUAAUCUACUGUUACAGUAAUUCUGCCACACAUCAAUACUGGGCAUACUGAGUUAUGUGUAAGUCAAGUGCAGUUUUUGGUCAACAUAUACAUGUAGAAUUCAUUUAGUUAUAAUAAGUUCCUUGAUGCAGAAGUUUGCUGUUGAUUUCAACAUAUUUCUUGCACAUACUGUAGCUGUGUCAUAUUCCAAAAGAGAAAGUGUUAUUGUUAAAUAGGAUAACUGCACAAUAAAUAAGCUUGUAUGUGUAUGUAUGUACAUUUACAUUAUUGAAACAAUCAGUUAAAGCACACAAUUAAAAUAUGUUAACCCUUCAUUUAAGUGGAGAUUAGUGUGAAAGCAUUAUGUUGAUUUUAGAAUGCAUUUUGGAGAUUGAUAUACUUAAAUCCACUGUACGGCCAGUUACGUUACAUACCCAAGUCAUCUCACAUUAAUGAUUUAUAUUAGAUCUUUCAUAGAAGCACACAAAGUAUGACUGAUAUUCAUAUUGUUUUUAAGGACAAAAUGUUGCAAUGUGAGUCUACUAUAGAACAUCACAUGAAAGUUUAUAUCUCAAUUGUGUCCAACAUUCAAAUGUAACCCACGGCCAAGAAUUCUUGUAAAAAGCUUCCAAAUUGAUUAAAGCUCACAUAAAGUA